Molecule: messenger RNA, 795 nt
Organism: Arabidopsis thaliana (thale cress)
Lineage: Eukaryota; Viridiplantae; Streptophyta; Magnoliopsida; Brassicales; Brassicaceae
Product: Cytochrome c oxidase, subunit Vib family protein
Exons: 3
Coding region: 43-393 (116 amino acids)
Cellular component (GO): mitochondrion
Source: RefSeq, marked reviewed
GUGUUUGUUUCUGGUUUCUGAUUCCGUCUUCUUCGCUUAGACAUGGCUCUCGAUACUUAUGCGUCGUCGAACCCUAAUGAUGUUCAUGAGGAUGUUCUUCUUAAAGCUAGAGAUGCUUGUUACAAGGCCAGAGAUGCUUUUUACGCUUGUCUAGAAAAGGAAUCUGGUAAAAAACCAACUGAAAUCGCCACCGUGGGUCUUCUCUAUCCUAAGGAGUGUAGCAAUUCUAGAACCCAAUUCGUCAACAACUGUCGGUCCUCUUGGGUGAAACAUUUCGAUAGAGAGUACUGUAGGAACAAGAGAGUUCAAAGGCUGUUGGAUGAUGGAGAUGAGAGGAAAGGUCCAAUGUCACUUCCUCAGCCUUACACUUUCAAGCCUUCUCCUUCCACUUAGAAGAUUCCUUCCUUUCUGGUAUCUUAUUAACUCUUACUCAAUAUGUCCUUAUUUGACUUCAACCUUAGAUUCUUUAAUUUGUCUUAUGUUUGCAUAUCCCUCUAGUGUUCUGUGUUUUCAUCAUUGCUCUUAUGAUCAAGCUUUUUUACCUUGAUCACAUCAAAUUCGUCCUCAUUCAGGGUAGGUUUUUGUUUGUCUUUGUCAGGUGUUGAGGAAGAUUACAAUGGCCAAAUACUGUUCCUGAAUCAUUUUCUUUGCCUAGUUUUUUAGAUCUUUAUUUGUGUUGUAAGCCUUUGAACAUGGGAAUAAAGUGCCACAUUUCAAGAACCUGAUUAUUUGCCUUUAUGUCUAUUACCCAAAACUUUUGUUGAUCAAGUAACAAUAUUCUAAUUAUACAGAUGU